Messenger RNA from Papaver somniferum (opium poppy), 1253 nucleotides. Its product is annotated as elongation factor 1-alpha-like. Gene Ontology annotation, biological process: translational elongation; translation. The transcript is spliced from 2 exons. Bases 35 to 1237 code for a protein of 400 amino acids. The record is from RefSeq and is a predicted model, not a curated record. Gene Ontology annotation, molecular function: GTPase activity; translation elongation factor activity; GTP binding. NCBI's taxonomy places the organism in Eukaryota, Viridiplantae, Streptophyta, Magnoliopsida, Ranunculales, Papaveraceae.
UGUGAUCGAGAGGUUCUAGAAAGAGGCUUCUGAGAUGAACAAGAGGUCAUUCAAGUACGCAUGGGUUCUUGACAAGCUUAAGGCUGAACGAGAGCGUGGUAUUACCAUUGAUAUUGCCUUGUGGAAGUUUGAGACCACCAAGUACUACAGCACAGUUAUUGAUGCUCCUGGACAUCGUGACUUUAUUAAGAACAUGAUUACUGGUACCUCUCAGGCCGAUUGUGCCGUCCUUAUUAUUGACUCCACCACUGGAGGUUUUGAGGCUGGUAUCUCCAAGGAUGGCCAGACUCGUGAGCACGCCCUUCUUGCUUUCACGCUUGGUGUCAAGCAGAUGAUCUGCUGCUGUAACAAGAUGGAUGCCACCACCCCCAAGUACUCGAAGGCUAGAUACGAUGAUAUUGUGAAGGAGGUCUCUUCUUACUUGAAGAAGGUUGGGUACAACCCAGACAAAAUUGCCUUUGUUCCCAUCUCUGGAUUUGAGGGAGACAACAUGAUUGAGAGGUCCACCAACCUCGACUGGCACAAGGGACCAACUCUUCUCGAGGCUCUUGACAAUAUCUUUGAGCCAAAGAGGCCCUCAGACAAGCCCCUCCGUCUCCCACUUCAGGAUGUUUACAAGAUUGGAGGUAUUGGACUUGUGCCAGUGGGACGUGUUGAAACUGGAUUCAUCAAGCCUGGUAUGGUUGUUACCUUUGGACCCACUGGGUUGAAUACUGAAGUUAAGUCUGUGGAGAUGCACCACGAGGCUCUCCAAGAAGCUCUUCCAGGUGACAAUGUUGGGUUCAACUUUAAGAAUGUUGCUGUGAAGGAUAUCAAGCGUGGUUUCGUGGCUUCGAAUUCCAAGGAUGACCCUGCCAGGGAAGCAGCCAAAUUCACCUCCCAGGUCAUCAUCAUGAACCACCCCGGUCAGAUUGGUAAUGGUUAUGCCCCAGUCCUUGACUGUCACACAUCUCACAUUGCUGUUAAGUUUGCUGAGAUCCUCACCAAGAUAGAUAGGCGAUCUGGAAAGGAGCUUGAGAAGGAACCCAAGUUCUUGAAGAAUGGUGAUGCUGGUAUUGUUAAGAUGCUUCCAACCAAGUCCAUGGUUGUGGAGACCUACUCUCAGUACCCACCUCUUGGACGAUUCGCUGUCAGGGACAUGAGGCAGACAGUUGCUGUUGGUGUCAUCAAGGAAGUUGAGAAGAAAGACCCAUCAGGUGCCAAGGUCACCAAGUUUACUGCCAAUAAGAAGAAAUGAAGUGUGCGCUUGGGUA